Molecule: messenger RNA, 794 nt
Organism: Notothenia coriiceps (black rockcod)
Lineage: Eukaryota; Metazoa; Chordata; Actinopteri; Perciformes; Nototheniidae
Product: prestin-like
Exons: 3
Coding region: 1-276 (91 amino acids)
Source: RefSeq, a predicted model, not a curated record
AUGUGCAGAUCUGUAUUCAGUGUUUCCCCUCAGGGAGUAACUGAGUGUUUGUCUCUGCAGGUUAUUCUGGAAUAUGCAGCCGUGGACGUUCAGGUGGUCAUCGCCGGCUGCAGCAGGAACCUCCUGUCUGACCUGGACUCCUUACAGUUUUUCUCGGGGGUCAUGACUCCAGAGAUGGUGUUCCCCACCGUCCACGACGCUGCGCUGAGCUGCCAACGCUCACAUCCAGCGUUUGCUCCGACCAAAGCUAAAACACCUCAGAUCCACGUUGAGUGACGGCAGCUAGCAUUGGGAGAAACCACCGAUAGCCAAGGUGGAUGUUUUGCCAUCUGAUGAAGCACUUUAGUCUGACUUUAUGGUGCAUAGAGCAACGUUUUGCUUUUAGCCAAUCAGGAAAUUAGUUUCCAGCUGACAUUCCUACAGCCUUAUUCCUCUCUGGGAUUGUUUAAGAAGUCUUUGGGAGAUGAGAGAAGCAGCCGCUGCCAUAAGACCUUGUUCGAAUGAUUUCCGUUUAGUGACUGCCUCAUCCUGCUGGUAUCAAAUGUUACAGAGAAGCUGUGUUCUGAUAGAUCUACGAGUAUUUAAAUACUGUGUCAUAUUCAAACCAGCAAAAACAGUAUCAUGUGUGUUCAGUACAAUGCUUGUGUAGUAUUGUGCGUUACUGUUUGUUAAAGCUGUUGUUGUUGUUAUUUAAAGGUUACGAGAUGCCUUAAAUGUUACCGUCAUGUGGUUAUUUUGUAAACAUAUCACGUACACUAAAUUCUGGAAUAAACUUUAUUUUUAAGUGAACAAGA